AUGUCAGCUAUGGAGAAUAAUGAUGAAGAAUUAAAUAACUUCUUUGCCAAAAAGGACAAGACAAAGACUAAAAAGGUCACCAAGAUCAUUUCACCAGCUGCUGCUGUUGCUCAAGCUCCAGUAGUCUCUUCACCAGCACCAUCAACCACCUCCCCUACUACUACCACCACCUCUACAGCUACACCAACCUCUCUUUCACAAUCAAACGAGUCAACUCCAACCACCACUUCACCAACUUUACAAUCUUCUUCUGGCUCUGUCGUUGGAGUCAAACAACCAAAGACACUUGUAGAUUUAUCUCAAACUAGAUCAAAAGAUCAAUCUUCACCAACUACCAUUUCAGAGAUUAAAGAAAUUAAGAAUGAAGUUCCACAUAUCCCAGUUAACAUGAGAUGGGCCGAAAAGUCAAACGAAAAUACUCAAACUUCUACUUCUACCUCUUCUUCAACUAAAUCUAGCAAACAAUAUCCAUCAUUAACUUUAUCAAAGGACGAGAAACCAAAGAAGGAAUCAAGUGAUGAUAAAUACAUUGGACAAGACAAGGAACAAAUUCAAGAUGAUGAAAGAACCGAGGAACAAGUUCCAGCUGCCAAGAGCUCCAAAAAGAAGCAACAACAACAACAAAAACCAAAGAAAAAGACAAAGGAAGAUUUGGAAAUUGAACAAUUAAUGGCUCAAGCUGGUUUGGGUAAAAAGAAGUAA
Cavenderia fasciculata is the source of this 702-nucleotide messenger RNA. RefSeq lists its product as uncharacterized. NCBI's taxonomy places the organism in Eukaryota, Evosea, Eumycetozoa, Acytosteliales, Cavenderiaceae. Bases 1 to 702 code for a protein of 233 amino acids. The record is from RefSeq and is a predicted model, not a curated record. The transcript has 4 exons.